Messenger RNA from Homo sapiens (human), 4012 nucleotides. It is a transcript of the gene CCNI2, whose product is annotated as cyclin I family member 2. The record is from RefSeq and is a predicted model, not a curated record. The coding region runs from base 71 to 970 and encodes 299 amino acids. The transcript is spliced from 4 exons. Lineage: Eukaryota; Metazoa; Chordata; Mammalia; Primates; Hominidae.
AGUGUUCCGGGAGCUGGGUUAUAAAAUGCCGGGUUAAGCGGCAACUCAGACUCAGGAUCCCGCUCACGACAUGGCCUCGGGCGCUCAGCUCCCGCCGCAGCCGUCGAGCUCAGAGGUCAGCGCCGUCCAGAGCCCAGGCGGGCGUCCCGGCGCCGGUCUGGAGGAAACAGCCCUGGGCGUUCCUCUCCCGCCGUCUCCGGGGGAGGCCCCUCUGCCCCGAAGCAACCGGAGCAGGUGCCCUGGGACCCGCCAGCCCGGAGCGGCCUCCCUCCACGCGGCGUCCGCAGCAGUCCCCGUGCGGCCCCGGCGCGGUACGGCGCCAGCCGGGAAAACCGCAGACGCGGUCCCCGCCGCCGCCCCAGAGCAAGCUCCGCGGCCGGCUCCACAGUCCCGCAAGCCGCGCAACCUGGAAGGCGACCUGGACGAGCGCCGGCUGCUCUGCCACUUGCAGCUGGCCCAGGACCGCGAGGCGCGCCUGUGGCGGGGCGGCAAACCCCAGGAUGAAAUCUGCGACGCCUUCGAGGAAGUCGUGCUGUGGCUCCUGCGGCUUCAGAACACCUUUUACUUCUCCCAGUCCACUUUUAACCUGGCCCUCACCAUCUUUGGCCGCCUCCUGAUUUCAGUGAAGGUAAAAGAGAAAUACCUGCAUUGCGCCACAAUUACUUCCUUGAGGCUCGCUGCAAAAGUUAAUGAAGAAGAGGAGUUUAUUCCACAAGUAAAAGACUUCACAAAGCACUAUGGCUCUGACUAUUCCCCGAAUGAGCUGCUGAGGAUGGAGCUGGCUAUUCUGGACAGACUGCACUGGGACCUCUAUAUUGGGACGCCGCUGGACUUCUUGACUAUAGUGAGUAAGGAGGUGUUUACAGAGUCUACCCUAAACUCGUUUGUGCCUUUGGAACAGCUGUUUACAACAUGGGAUGGCAAAGCACAGGCGUGCACACGCCCUUGCACAUGCACCACAGUGAGGUGACGCACAAGGCUCAUGACAUACGGAAGAGUGAAAAGGUAUCUUAAAUCCAACACAGUUCCACCAGACUCCCACUUCUAAAGGACAUUAAAUUAACUUUACAAAGAUUUUUAGACGGCACUAUUAUGGUGAGUUUCUCUUUUAAAUACACACUGCAAAAAUAUUUAACUUUCCAUUCUAUGAAUACUGUACAUAAAUAUCUGUCUGCUUUUGCUACACUUUACACACAUUCACUUAGCUGUCUUUAUUCACCUACACACAAUCCUUAUUGAAGCUUUAGACCAUAUUGAUCUGGCACUUAAAAAAAUAUCAUACAUUAGUUUGUAUUUGUUUUAGUUGGGGGAAUGAUGGUCAUCCUUAAGGAUAUGAUUCUGUUAGUAAGGCAAAAUUAUGCAAUGUGGAAAUCUCAUGGGGUUUUGGUUUGUUAUGAAGCAUGAAGAUUAAAUUACUAAAGACUGUUUCAUUACGAAAACUGGCCACCGUUGCCAAGUUGCAGAGUUUCGUCUUAUGAUAAGCAGAUACAAGUAACUUUUCUGCUACCUUGGUCUUGAAUAGUAUGUUUCUAUUUUUCAGAAUGGAAACAUUGUCAUCUAGGUACUUUCCGCUCAUAACGAUGAUGUCACAAAGCAGACUUUUUUUUUUUUUUGGUCCCGGAGUGGAAGCUCAGCUUGGCCACAGGAUGGGCAUUAAGCCUCAAGCCCCUUACGGAGCCAUGGAUAGGAAUGAAAAGGGUUGGGCAACAUUUGAUGUUCCCUGAUGGAAAUUUAAAUUGUUUGCACUUUUGAUCAUUGAUAUAGGAAAAGUAUGGCGUUUUCUGUUCUAACAUUAAAAACCAUGGUCUCCAGUUCCAUGCCCUGGUGGUCCUGAGCUGGCCCCAUGUGUUGGAGCUGCUGCCUCAGAGGAAUCCUUCCCUCCACGUCGCAUCCCUGACCAGGCAGCUGCAGCACUGUAUGGCGGGCCACCAGCUGCUGCAGUUCAAGGGCUCCACACUGGCCUUGGUCAUCAUCACCUUAGAGCUGGAGAGGCUCAUGCCCGGCUGGUGUGCUCCUAUAUCUGAUCUGCUAAAGAAAGCACAGGUAGACAUCAACUUUGCCCCAGACCAGGCUCUGUGUUUUGCCCCUUUAGCUGACACACUCUGACCCCAAAGGGGUACCCUUUGCCCUUGUAGCCUCUGGAAAAUGUUCUGGCCAUAACCCUGGAAAGAGUCUGCCCAAAGGCUAGGCUUUCCACACUUGGUCACGCUCUAUGCACUUGAGAUGGGACAUGUGUUCCCUUCACUGGACCAAUGGGGGUGGUCUCUGAGAGUGAGAGAAUCUUUAUCUCAAUGGGAGCCCUUGUAGCCAAGAGGACUGUGGGGAGUCAGGGGUAUGUCUGGCUUAGGAGGAAGCAACCCUGAGCUUAAUACUGAGGAGCAUAAAUUCUAAACUCCUUCACCUCUCCUUUGUAUGAGUGUGUGGUACCAGGUACAGGGGUACCAUGAGGCAAGCAUUGUGGGGGCACAAGGAGGAGAGGGGUGUGUCAGAAUCCCUCAGAACAGAUAGGUUAGGAUGGAAUGCAUAGUUAGACUAAUGACAACUUUACUGAGGUUGGAAAUGGAUGUCCCUGAGAUGGUAGGAUUAGUGGUCCUUAGUUGGGUGGUUGGACCUUCCUGAACUUGCUUCAUGCUAACAUUUUGGCACUCAAUUGCCAAUUUCUUAGAAUGUAUGAUGGUUCUGCUUGAAGAUGGCCACUCUAUUCUAAUACAGGUUGGUGAUAUGCAGUACAGCUGCUGCAAGGAACUUGUAAUGCAGCAACUGAGAAGUCUUCAGUCAUCCUCCUGCACAGACAACUUUGUGUCACCUGCCAACUAGCCCCUCUGCCUCCACCCCGGGGCUUUCAGAGCAUAGUGUGAAACCUCCUUGCUUGGACUACCAUGAGUUCUUUGGCUUGUUAUGAAUCCUGUAAAAAGGGAAGGUGGCUCUGGAAGAGCAACUGAGAAAAAGUUCCCAACUGAGCCCUUGGAAAAAAAAUAAAGGGGAGAGGGGAAAGGCAGGCUGAGGUCAGUAGAGGUCAGGGUGGUCUGAUAGACUAUGACCCUGUCUUCCCUUUUUCUCCUCUGGGCCUGAAGCCAGGGAGUAUGAAUGAAUGUUCAAAUGGCAGCUUGUUUUACCUUCCUUCUCCAGCAAGGGUUGGCAUUGGCCCCUGGGAGCGCUGGAAUAUGAAACCAAGAGGCAGGCCUGGCUCAGGGCUGAAGGGCUGGGGCUAGCUCUGACCAGUUCUUGCUGCUCUACCUGCCAGAGCUGGCCAGGUCCUUCCAACUUCCCAGGCUUAUCCCAAACACAUAUGUGGUGCUUCCAGUCCCAACUACCCUGCCUGCCACUCCUCACAUGGGACAGUCUCUGCAGAUGCAUUUACCCAACCAUGGCUAUGACUUAUGUCUUCCCUUUACAAGGACUGGAUUAUAAAGUAUGCUUUGUUUAAUGUAACUUGAGCAAGCUUUAGGCAUAUCUUUCCUUUGUUACUCUUAAGCAAAGUGGUUUCAGUUAUUAGUUUAACUAGAGGGAUUUUGUGCUAAUGAAUGGGUAUUAUAGGCUAACACCUGUGAUGGGAGGCACAGCUCUGAAUGCUUUCUGUUGGGAUGAGCAGGUUCUGAGGCCAAGCCUGCUCCAACCACAGUGCUGCCAGGAGGAGGAGCCGGCUGCCUCUCUCAUGCUGUGCUACCACAGAGCCAUUCUCUAAGCAGGGGAGUGCAGCUGACAAAGAUGCCAGCUGGGGCUGUGUAAGUUGUGUUGGGGGCAUGAAUGACUGAGCCACACAUUCAGAGGUGGUUUGUGAAGUCUUCCACUGUGAACUAUGGUUUUUUUUUUUUUUUUUUUUUUUUGGUGUGUUUGUGUAAAUGUGCUAAGCCAUGGGGUGGGAGGGGAAAGAUUUACUAGGUGCAAAGUGGUCAAGGGCCAGAUAUACUAUAAUUGUCUAUAUUAUAGAGUUAGUAUACAUCUGUAUUUUUUCUUGACACACUUUUGCUUGUUGGUGCUUUCGUUAAAAUUACACUUUAAUUGCUUCCGA